CCCCGCGUGGAGCUGGCCUGGGCCAUGAAGGCACAUCAGCACGCCCAGGUCUACUUCAACCUCAUCUCCUCCGUCGACCCCAAGUUUCUAAACCUCACCAAAGUGGACGAUCAGAUCUACGAGGAGUUCAGGAAAACCUUCAAGGACCUUAAAAUCGAUGUGCUGGACCCAGAAGACCUCAAAUCAGAGCCCGCCAAGGAGAAGUGGCGCCCGUUCUGCCUGGGCUUCGAGGGGGUGGUGGAGGAUUUUAACUACGGGACGUUGCUCCGCCUGGACUGUGGCAAAGAUUACACCGAGGAGAACAGCAUCUUGGCCACCAGAAUCCAGUUUUUCGCCAUCGAAAUCGCUCGGAACAGAGAGGGAUGGAACAAUGUUGUCUACAGCAGCGCCAGGGAGGCUGGGGCUGGAGCAGAGGAACCGGUGUCAGG
Antrostomus carolinensis (chuck-will's-widow) is the source of this 428-nucleotide messenger RNA. RefSeq names its product polysaccharide biosynthesis domain containing 1 (gene PBDC1). The annotation marks the transcript as partial. The record is from RefSeq and is a predicted model, not a curated record. Gene Ontology annotation, cellular component: cytoplasm. The transcript is spliced from 4 exons. Lineage: Eukaryota; Metazoa; Chordata; Aves; Caprimulgiformes; Caprimulgidae.